Molecule: messenger RNA, 306 nt
Organism: Nezara viridula (southern green stink bug)
Lineage: Eukaryota; Metazoa; Arthropoda; Insecta; Hemiptera; Pentatomidae
Source: the annotation of a GenBank genome assembly
AUGGUUUGGCCAGCGGUGGUGGCAACGUUUAUCCUAGCAGGUGGUCUCGUUUAUUUAUUUUUCCUUGCAGCGAAUGGCUGGAAACCACACAAAAGAAAACUGUUGUACCAAUGCGUUUGGAUUACAACUUCAAUUUUUCUUAAGCAGAAUACCAGCGCCAAUUUGAAAUUUGACAGAGUUCGUUUUUUGGUGAUCAUUCUCUAUUUGAUAUCUACGUAUGUAAUUGGCGACAUGUAUUCAGCCAACUUGACUUCAAUGCUCGCUAAACCUGCAAAAGGUAAUCGAACCAUUGUGUCGAUGGUUUAG